Molecule: messenger RNA, 240 nt
Organism: Penicillium chermesinum
Lineage: Eukaryota; Fungi; Ascomycota; Eurotiomycetes; Eurotiales; Aspergillaceae
Product: RAMP4 family protein
Exons: 3
Coding region: 1-240 (79 amino acids)
Cellular component (GO): endoplasmic reticulum
Source: RefSeq, a predicted model, not a curated record
AUGGUUCAAACACCUCAACAACGCCGCGCCAACGAGCGCUUCGCGAAGAAUGAAGCUGCAAAGCGCGGCAAGGCUUCCGUCACCCGCACCAAGUCGGCGCCCGCUAAAUCCCCCAUCUCCCUCGGCUGGGUUGCCCUGCUAGCCUUCGUCGUCUGCGGUGGGCUCUUCCUGGAACUUUUCCGCAUCGUCCCCGAGAUAUGGGCAGCUGUCGCCGCGUGGUUCUCUAGCUUUUCCGGAUAA